Sesamum indicum (sesame) is the source of this 811-nucleotide messenger RNA. The record is from RefSeq and is a predicted model, not a curated record. NCBI's taxonomy places the organism in Eukaryota, Viridiplantae, Streptophyta, Magnoliopsida, Lamiales, Pedaliaceae.
GUUCUAUUCUAUUAUAAAUCUGUGUUAAAUGGGCGUAACUAAUGUCCUUCAAAAACUUGAAAGAGGGAAAAACGCCCAGAGAUGGUGGGAAGAUUAUCGGAGGAGAUUGAGGUUAAGGUACCUGCAGUCGAAGCAUGGAAGCUCUACAGCACUCUCCAACUCGCCAAAAUCGUCGGCGAAGCGCUUCCCAAUUUCAUCAGCAAAAUCGACGUUAUACAAGGCGACGGCUCCGCCGGAACCAUCCUCCACCUCUUUUUCGCUCCAGGUGAUGGUGGAAUUGGAAACAGGGAGGGGGGGACCGUCGUCGUACAAGGAGAAGUUCACGGUGGUGGACGACGAGAGACGAGUGAAGGAAACGGAGGUGGUGGAGGGCGGGUUUUUGGAUCUGGGAUUUACGCUUUACAGGGUGCGAUUCGAGGUGAUAGAGAAGGAGGGGAACAAGGAGGAGUGCGUCACGAGAUCCACCGUCGAGUAUGAGUUGAAAGAGGAAGCUGCUGCGAAUGCUGCUUUGGUUUCGAUCGAGCCUCUGGUUGCAGUCAUGAAGGUUGCUGCAGAUUACUUGACCAAAAACUACAACAACAACUGAUGCAGAUCCAUCUCCUACUACUCCUUGUGUGUAUUAUUAAUUUGAUCUCGUUUGGCAUCUGUUUAAGUUAGUUGUGAUGUUCUUGUUAUGCAUUUGGGACUGUUUCUUCAAAGACUUUGAUGAAGAAGAAUGCGUACGACGAAUAUUUACUGUUUUCUCCGCCUAUAAAUAAUUCAUUCACCAUAAUUUGUGCCGCCCUGCCUCUAUAAAUAUUUAUUUAUAUCA